GGUGGCCGGGUAGGGCCAGCCCAGCUGUGAGGCUGGCGUGGGAGCUGCCUAGGCUGGGGCCUUGCUGGGGAGCAAGCCUGCAUUGCAGAGGCCAGGGCAGAGUGACUCCUCACAGCCUGAAACUCGUCCUCCUGCACAGGCCGGCCAGGCCAGCACAGAGGCACCAGGGCAGCAGCGCACGCAGGUCCCCGGGGACCCCGCCAUGUGGACCAGAUGGUGGCUCUGGCCCCUUGUGGCCGUCUGCACUGCAGACUUCUUCCGGGACGAGGCAGAGAGGAUCAUGAGGGACUCCCCUGUCAUUGAUGGGCACAACGACCUGCCCUGGCAGCUGCUGGGUAUGUUCAACAACCGGCUGCAGGACGCGAGGGCCAACCUGACCACCUUGGCCGACACACACACCAACAUCCCCAAGCUGAGGGCUGGCUUCGUGGGAGGUCAGUUCUGGUCCGUGUACACGCCCUGCGACACCCAGAACAAAGACGCCGUGCGGAGGACGCUGGAGCAGAUGGAUGUGGUCCACCGCAUGUGCCAGAUGUACCCUGAGACCUUCCUGUAUGUCACCAGCAGUGCAGGCAUCCGGCAGGCCUUCCGGGAAGGGAAGGUGGCCAGCCUGAUCGGUGUGGAGGGCGGCCACUCCAUUGACAGCAGUCUGGGCGUCCUGCGGGCGCUCUAUCAGCUGGGCAUGCGGUACCUGACCCUCACCCACAACUGCAACACGCCCUGGGCUGACAACUGGCUGGUGGACACGGGAGACAGCAAGCCCCAGAGCCAAGGCCUGUCACCCUUUGGGCAGCGUGUGGUGAAGGAGCUGAACCGUCUUGGAGUCCUCAUCGACUUGGCUCACGUGUCUGUGGCCACCAUGAAGGCCACCCUGCAGCUGUCCAGAGCCCCAGUCAUCUUCAGCCACUCCUCGGCCUACAGCGUGUGUGCAAGCCGGCGCAACGUGCCUGACGACGUCCUGAGGCUGGUGAAACAGACAGACAGCCUGGUGAUGGUGAAUUUCUACAACAAUUACAUUUCCUGCACCAACAAGGCCAACCUGUCCCAAGUGGCCGACCAUCUGGAUCACAUCAAGGAGGUGGCAGGAGCCAGAGCUGUGGGCUUUGGUGGGGACUUUGACGGUGUUUCAAGGGUCCCUGAGGGGCUGGAGGACGUCUCCAAGUAUCCAGACCUGAUCGCUGAGCUGCUCAGGAGGAACUGGACAGAGGCGGAGGUCAAGGGUGCAUUGGCCAACAACCUGCUGAGGGUCUUCGAGGCUGUGGAGCAGGCCAGCAACCCCACGCAGGCUCCCGAGGAGGAGCCCAUCCCGCGGGACGAGCUGGGUGGCUCCUGCAGGACGUAUUACGGCUACCCCUCCGGGGCCUCCAACCUCCAUCGCCAGUGGGGGUUCCUGCUGGCCUCCCUCGCUCCCCUGGUCCUCUGUCUGUGUCUCCUGUGAAAGCUGGGAGACCAGAGCCCCCUUUAGGGCUCCUGGAGUUCAGGGAAGACCUGCUCAUCCAGGACUCCAGAUGCCAGGAACCCUACUGCCCGCAUGCAAGGACCAGCAUCUCCUGAGCGGGUGUCUGGGCUUACCUGGGGGGCAGGAUACCUGGGGACAGCUCAGGACACAUACACACACAGUAGGCCCUCAAUAAAAGCAACAUCCCUUCACA
This is a messenger RNA of Rhinopithecus roxellana (golden snub-nosed monkey), 1652 nucleotides long. RefSeq names its product dipeptidase 1 (gene DPEP1). NCBI's taxonomy places the organism in Eukaryota, Metazoa, Chordata, Mammalia, Primates, Cercopithecidae. Bases 203 to 1438 code for a protein of 411 amino acids. Gene Ontology annotation, biological process: proteolysis. The transcript is spliced from 11 exons. Gene Ontology annotation, molecular function: metallodipeptidase activity. The record is from RefSeq and is a predicted model, not a curated record.